Messenger RNA from Anolis carolinensis (green anole), 2082 nucleotides. RefSeq names its product alanine--glyoxylate aminotransferase 2 (gene agxt2). The transcript is spliced from 14 exons. Lineage: Eukaryota; Metazoa; Chordata; Lepidosauria; Squamata; Anolidae. Gene Ontology annotation, molecular function: L-alanine:glyoxylate transaminase activity; pyridoxal phosphate binding. Gene Ontology annotation, cellular component: mitochondrion. The coding region runs from base 54 to 1616 and encodes 520 amino acids. Gene Ontology annotation, biological process: glyoxylate catabolic process. The record is from RefSeq and is a predicted model, not a curated record.
UUGUCCCGGCGGCGCCUGCUCCUGCUCCUGCUCCUUCUGCUCCGGUUCAGAGGAUGCUUCCUAAGAUGCGCCAUGGCGGGGGGAUCCUCGUUCUCGCCCCCUUCCUCCGCCCCAGGACCCCCUUCCAUCCCAGGAGGAAAGUCGGGCUCCCCAGGAGAGAACCAUGUGAGCAACAAGAAAAGAACAUGUCUUUCCACCUACAGUCAAAAAUGCCUGCUUGUGACUUUUUACCUGACAAAUAUGAGUCUUAUCCUUAUGAGCAUAUGGUGAAGAUCCGGAAAGAGAAUGUUUCUCCCUCCUUAUAUACUUCUUACAAGAAGCCACUGCUUCUCCAUCAGGGUCACAUGCAGUGGCUAUUUGACUGUGAUGGACGCAGGUACCUCGAUCUCUUCUCUGGAAUUGUGACCGUCAGUGUUGGCCAUUGCCACCCGAAGGUAACAGCAGCUGCUCAGAAACAGCUUGGCCGCUUAUGGCACACAAGUAACCUCUUUAUGCACCCAGGAAUCCAGGAGUAUGCAGAGAAACUGGCCUCAAUGUUUCCAGAUCCCUUAAAGGUGAUUUACUUAACCAACAGUGGUUCAGAAGCCAAUGACAUGGCCAUGUACAUGGCAAGACUUUAUACACGCAACUUUGACAUCAUUUCUUUGAGAGGAUGUUACCAUGGUGGCAGUGCUUACACACUGGGCCCGACAUCCCUUUCACAAUACAAGCAUGUUAUUGCCAGUGGCACUGGCUGCCAGACGACAAUGUUACCUGAUGUUUUUUGUGGUCCCUGGGGAGGAAGCUCUUGUCGGGACUCUCCAGUGCAAACAAUUAGGAAAUGUAACUGUUCUCCAGGCUCUUGUCAUGCAAAGGACCAAUACAUUGAGCAGCUUAAAGACACCUUCAGAACAUGUGUUCCAAAAGCCAUAGCUGGAUUUAUUGCUGAGCCCAUUCAAGGUGUCAAUGGAGCUGUGCAGUAUCCCAAAGGAUUUCUGAAGGAGGCUUUUCAGCUGGUGCGUGAAAAAGGAGGAGUGUGCAUUGUGGAUGAAGUUCAGACAGGCUUUGGUCGAACAGGCAGCCAUUACUGGGGAUUCGAAGGGCAUGAUGUGGUUCCUGACAUUGUUACCAUGGCAAAAGGGAUCGGAAAUGGCUUUCCAAUGGCAGCGGUUGUCACUCGAAAAGAGAUUGCAAAUGCCUUGGCUCGAAGCACACACUUCAACACAUUUGGAGGAAACGCCGUGGCCUGUGCGGUUGGGUCUGCUGUUCUGGAUGCAAUAGAAAAAGAUGGCUUGCAGAACAACUGUGUGGAAGUGGGAACCCACAUGCUCUUAGAGUUUGCCAAGUUGCGGGACAAGUUUGAAAUCGUUGGAGAUGUCCGGGGCAAAGGGCUUAUGAUCGGAAUCGAGAUGGUCGAGAAUAAGGAAACUCGGCAACCACUCCCAGCGGAAGAGGUGGCCCAGAUCAAAGAAGACUGCAAAGACAUGGGCGUGAUCAUUGGCCAGGGAGGAGUUUUCUUGCAGACAUUCAGAGUUAAACCUCCCAUGUGCAUCACUAAGGCAGAUGCCGACUUCGCAGUGGAAGUUUUCCAUGCAGCUUUAUCGAGACACAUGGAAAGGAAGGCAGCUGCAAAAUAGCAUCCCACAGGAGCCAGUACCUGAGCUGAUGCAUAAGCUACAUUCACAUCCAAGAACAUCUACAGCUGUGACUAAAACUCUGCAGUUGCCAAAUUAGUACUGUUUGACAGGUUUACAAUAAGAAGCACCACUGGGAGUGCAACUACUGCAUGGGGUGUGACAGGCAAUUGAUUUCCUCUAAGCAGAUGAGGAAAUCCAACUGGAGCAUGUUCCCCAUUCAUCAGGUGGAAAGAGGUUUUUAUGGAUAUGUCCUCAGCUGGUUGUGGAAGCAUCCUAUGGUGACUCUGGUUUCCUAUCCUGCUGCAACAGCUGGACUUAUUUAAAAAAAAAGCUUUCUUAUUAAAGAAAAAAUAAUAGCAGUUAGCAAUUCUCUUUAGUUGUUUGUGGACAAUUUCAGUCAAAGAGAAGAGUUACAAAUAUCUGAAUGAGGAUGUAAACCUCUGCUUCUGGUGCUUCAACUUUUCUA